GGAGCCUGCCUUCCGGGGGGGUGUGUGGGGAGUCCAUUCCCCGAACUCGAUCCACGCUGGCUCCCCACGGAGGCCCACCCACUCCCACUGCCACCGAUACUAUGCCGCCGUCCUAGAGCGGCAACUCUUCCGCACUUCCGCCUCAGUAUGGCAUCACAGCUGCAGGUGUUUUCCCCCCCAUCAGUGUCGUCGAGUGCCUUCUGCAGUGCGAAGAAAUUGAAAAUAGAGCCCUCUGGCUGGGAUGUUUCAGGACAGAGCAGCAACGACAAAUAUUAUACCCACAGCAAAACCCUCCCAGCCACACAAGGACAAGCCAACUCCUCUCACCAGGUAGCAAAUUUCAACAUCCCUGCUUACGACCAAGGUCUCCUGCUCCCAGCCCCUGCAGUGGAGCAUAUUGUUGUAACAGCUGCUGAUAGCUCAGCUAGUGCUGCUACGUCAACCUUCCAAAGCAGCCAGACCCUGACUCACAGAGGCAACGUUACUUUGCUUGAGCCAUAUCAAAAAUGUGGAUUGAAAAGAAAAAGUGAGGAAGUUGACAGCAACGGUAGCGUGCAGAUCAUAGAAGAACAUCCCCCUCUCAUGCUGCAAAACAGGACUGUGGUGGGUGCUGCUGCCACGACCACCACUGUGACCACAAAGAGUAGCAGUUCCAGCGGAGAAGGGGAUUACCAACUGGUCCAGCAUGAGAUCCUUUGCUCUAUGACCAACAGCUAUGAAGUCUUGGAGUUCCUAGGCCGGGGGACAUUUGGACAGGUAGCUAAAUGCUGGAAGCGGAGCACGAAGGAAAUUGUGGCUAUUAAAAUCUUGAAGAAUCAUCCCUCCUAUGCCAGACAAGGACAGAUUGAAGUGAGCAUUCUUUCCCGCCUAAGCAGUGAAAAUGCUGAUGAGUAUAAUUUUGUCCGUUCUUAUGAGUGCUUUCAACAUAAGAAUCACACCUGCCUUGUUUUUGAGAUGUUGGAGCAGAACUUAUAUGAUUUUCUAAAGCAGAACAAGUUUAGCCCACUGCCACUCAAGUACAUCAGACCAAUCUUGCAGCAGGUGGCCACAGCCUUGAUGAAGCUCAAGAGCCUUGGUUUGAUUCACGCUGACCUUAAGCCUGAAAACAUAAUGCUGGUUGAUCCAGUUCGCCAACCCUACCGAGUGAAGGUCAUUGACUUUGGUUCUGCCAGUCACGUUUCCAAAGCUGUGUGCUCAACCUACUUACAGUCACGUUACUACAGGGCCCCUGAAAUUAUUCUCGGAUUACCAUUUUGUGAAGCUAUUGACAUGUGGUCACUGGGCUGUGUGAUAGCUGAGCUAUUCCUGGGAUGGCCACUGUAUCCUGGUGCUUCAGAAUAUGAUCAGAUUCGUUACAUUUCACAAACACAAGGCCUACCAGCUGAAUAUCUUCUCAGCGCUGGGACAAAAACAACUAGGUUCUUCAACAGGGAUCCUAAUUUGGGCUACCCACUGUGGAGACUUAAGACACCUGAAGAACAUGAGUUGGAGACUGGAAUAAAAUCAAAAGAAGCUCGGAAGUACAUUUUCAACUGUUUAGAUGACAUGGCUCAGGUGAAUAUGUCUACAGACUUAGAGGGAACAGACAUGUUGGCAGAGAAGGCGGAUCGAAGAGAAUACAUUGAUCUUUUAAAAAAAAUGUUAACAAUUGAUGCAGAUAAGAGAAUUACUCCUCUGAAAACUCUGAACCAUCAGUUUGUAACAAUGACCCACCUUCUGGAUUUUCCGCAUAGCAAUCAUGUUAAAUCUUGUUUUCAGAACAUGGAGAUCUGCAAGCGGAGGGUUCACAUGUAUGAUACAGUGAGUCAGAUCAAGAGUCCUUUCACUACACAUGUUGCCCCAAAUACAAGCACAAAUCUAACAAUGAGCUUCAGCAACCAGCUCAAUACAGUGCAUAAUCAGGCCAGUGUUCUAGCUUCCAGUUCUACUGCAGCAGCUGCCACUCUUUCUCUGGCUAAUUCAGAUGUGUCUCUGCUAAACUACCAGUCAGCUUUGUACCCUUCGUCUGCAGCACCAGUUCCUGGAGUUGCCCAGCAGGGUGUUUCCUUGCAACCUGGAACCACCCAGAUUUGCACUCAGACAGAUCCAUUCCAACAGACGUUUAUCGUAUGUCCACCUGCUUUCCAAACUGGACUGCAAGCAACAACAAAGCAUUCUGGAUUCCCUGUGAGGAUGGAUAAUGCCGUGCCAAUUGUACCCCAGGCCCCAGCUGCUCAGCCACUACAGAUUCAGUCAGGAGUUCUUACACAGGGAAGCUGUACACCACUAAUGGUAGCAACUCUCCACCCUCAAGUAGCCACCAUCACACCGCAGUAUGCGGUGCCCUUUACUCUGAGCUGCGCAGCCGGCCGGCCGGCGCUGGUUGAACAGACUGCCGCUGUACUGCAGGCUUGGCCUGGAGGAACUCAACAAAUUCUCCUGCCUUCAACGUGGCAACAGUUGCCUGGGGUAGCUCUACACAACUCUGUCCAACCCACAGCAGUGAUUCCAGAGGCCUUGGGGAGUGGCCAGCAGCUGGCAGACUGGAGGAAUGCCCACUCUCAUGGCAACCAGUAUAGCACCAUCAUGCAGCAGCCAUCCUUGCUGACUAACCAUGUGACACUGGCCACUGCUCAGCCCCUAAAUGUUGGUGUUGCCCAUGUUGUCAGACAGCAGCAGUCUAGUUCUCUCCCUUCAAAGAAGAAUAAGCAGACUGCUCCAGUCUCUUCCAAAUCCUCUCUGGAAGUCCUGCCUUCCCAAGUCUAUUCUCUGGUUGGGAGCAGUCCUCUCCGCACCACUUCUUCUUAUAAUUCCCUAGUCCCUGUCCAAGAUCAGCAUCAGCCAAUCAUCAUUCCAGAUACUCCCAGCCCUCCUGUGAGUGUCAUCACCAUCCGAAGUGACACUGAUGAGGAAGAGGACAACAAAUACAAGCCCAAUAGCUCUGGCCUGAAGCCAAGGUCUAAUGUCAUCAGUUAUGUUACUGUCAAUGAUUCUCCAGACUCCGACUCUUCCUUGAGCAGCCCAUAUUCCACUGACACCUUGAGUGCUCUCCGGGGCAACAGUGGAUCUCUUCUGGAGGGGCCAGGCAAAGUUGUGGCAGAUGGCACAGGCACCCGCACCAUAAUUGUGCCUCCGCUGAAAACUCAGCUUGGUGACUGCACAGUAGCAACCCAAGCCUCAGGUCUCCUGAGCAGUAAGACCAAGCGUGUGGCCUCAGUGAGUGGGCAGUCAUCUGGAUGCUGUAUUACCCCUACAGGGUACCGAGCUCAACGUGGGGGUACUGGCGCAGCCCAGCCACUCAACCUUAGCCAGAACCAGCAGUCAUCUUCAGCUCCAACCUCUCAGGAGAGAAGCAGCAACCCUGCCCCCCGCAGGCAGCAGGCGUUUGUGGCCCCGCUCUCCCAAGCCCCCUACGCCUUUCAGCAUGGCAGUCCACUACACUCGACGGGGCACCCACACCUGGCCCCAGCCCCUGCUCACCUGCCAAGCCAGCCUCACCUGUACACGUAUGCUGCCCCCACCUCUGCUGCUGCAUUGGGCUCCACCAGCUCCAUUGCUCAUCUGUUCUCUCCCCAGGGUUCCUCAAGGCAUGCUGCAGCCUAUACCACCCACCCAAGCACUCUUGUGCACCAAGUCCCUGUCAGUGUUGGUCCCAGCCUCCUCACUUCUGCCAGUGUGGCCCCUGCACAGUACCAACACCAGUUUGCUACCCAGUCCUAUAUUGGGUCCUCUCGAGGCUCAACAAUUUACACUGGAUACCCGCUGAGUCCUACCAAGAUCAGCCAGUAUUCAUACUUGUAGUUGGUGAGCAUGAGGGAGGAGAGAUCAUGGCUGCCUGCUCCUGGCCCUGAGUUGUUAAUAAUGGGCUGUGGUGAACUCCUCCUUUACUCUCUCCUGAAAUUCCUUAGCCAGCAACUUGUUCUGCAGGGGCCCACUGAAGCAGAAGGUUUUUCUCUGGGGAACCUGUCUCAGUGUUGACUGCAUUGUUGUAGUCUCCCAAAGUUUGCCCUAUUUUUUAAUUCUUUAUUUUUGUGACAGCAUUUUUGGUAUUGGAAGAGUUCAGAUGCCCAUCUUCUGCAGUUACCAAGGAAGAGAGAUCAUUGUGAAGUUAACUCUUUGAAAAAUAUUGUCUCUCUGACUUGAUUUAUAAGUGCUUUUAAAAACAAGUGAAGCCCCUCUUUAUUUAAGUUUGUUUUAUUGUGUCAGAGGAAAAAUGCUGAUAGAAGGAUUGGAAGUCUGAUAACAAGUCAGAAAAGUCUUUUUGUUUAUUUAAAAACCAAACUUAUUUGCCUUUUUUAGUUUGAAAGCAGCUUAUACAAGACUGUUCUUUACUAUCAGGCAUUUCUCCUCAAAAUUUUAUCUUUGUUUAUGAAACAUUUAAACUUAACAGUGUUUUAGUUUGUUUUCAUGUUGCAUCAUACUUAAUGAGCAGUUUUGCAAAACUGGGUAUAUGUAUGACUCUGUGUUACUAUUAAUAUUCUCUCAGUUGCUCCUGUUUUUAUGAAAGUGGUGUUAAAAAGGCAGCUUACCACUUACUGGUAACUUAGUGUGUGAGAGAAUCCAUACCUACCAUGAAAGCACCAAGUGUUCUUUUGAAAUGAAGCACCAUGAAUUCUUUCUUAAAUUAUUUUUUAAAAAUCUUUCUCUGAUUCAGCUUAAAUUUUAUGGGAUAAGCCAUUAAGGUGGUUAAUAUUGUAUGGUGGUGGUUGUUUUAUUAUAUGCAAAAUAUCUUUCUAUUAUGAAAUAGUGGCAUUGAUGAGCUUUGCCUAAAGGUUGUGGUAUUGAUGAGCUUUGCCUAAAGUUAGUAUAAAUUUUCAAUAAUACACCUAUGUGUUUUCCUCGUCUCCCUUCCUGUUUUUAUGUGGUUUAUUUGGGGAGAAAGCUAAAGAAUCUGAAACCAGAUAAGAACGUCAUUGUGUAUAGCUUUUAUACUUUUAAGUAGCUUCCUUUGUAUGCCAGCAGCAAAUUGAAUGCUCUCUUAUUAAGACUUAUAUAAUAAGUGCAUGUAGGAAUUGCAAAAAAUAUUUUAAAAAUUUAUUACUGAAUUUAAAAAUAUUUUAGAAGUUUUGUAAUGGUGGUGUUUUAAUAUUUUGCAUAAUUAAAUAUGUACAUAUUGAUUAGAAAAAUAUAACAAGCAAUUUUUCCUGCUAACCCAAAAUGUUGUUUGUAAUCAAAUGUGUAGUGAUUACACUUGAAUUGUGUAUUUAGUGUGUAUCUGAUCCUCCAGUGUUACCCCGGAGAUAGAAUUGAUGUCUCCAUUGUAUUUAAACCAAAAUGAACUGAUACUUGUUGGAAUGUAUGUGAACUAAUUGCAAUUAUAUUAGAGCAUAUUACUGUAGUGCUGAGUGAGCAGGGGCAUUGCCUGCAAGGAGAGGAAACCCUUGGAAUUGUUUUGCACAGGUGUGUCUGGUGAGGAGUUGUUCAGUGUGUGUCUCUUCCGCCCCUUCUUCCUCCCCUUAUUGUAGUGCCUUAUAUGAUAAUGUAGUGGUUAAUAGAGUUUACAGUGAGCUUGCCUUAGGAUGGACCAGCAAGCCCCCCGUGGACCCUAUGCAGUUCACUGGGAUUUAUCAGAACAGGAUUAGUAGCUGUGUUGUGUAAAUGCAUUGUUCUCAGUUUCCCUGCUGACUUGGAAAAAUAAAAACAGCAGCUUUUCUUCUUUGCUGCCACCUCUACCCUUUUCCAUUUUGGGUUCUGAGCUGAGUUCUCACAGGAGCAUUUUCCCAGCGUGGCGCUCACUGUGUGUUGCUACAUGCUUCUGUGAGAAUUCGGGAAGCAGGUGAGAGGAGUCAAGCCGAUGUUAAAUAUGCAUUUUUUUAAAAAGUAUGUGCAAUCACUUUUAGAAUGCGAUUUUUUUUUCUUUUCCCAUGUGGCUGUUCUUCCUACAAAUAGUUGACAUUGCUAGUAAAAUAUUUGCUUGUUAAAAAAAUCAUAUAGCAGAUGUGUUUAUACCAAAGAGCCUGUUGUAUUGCUUACCAUGGCCCCCCAUACUAUGAGGAAGAGUUUGUGGUACCGCUGGUGACAAGGAACUCACAGCAAGGUUUACUAACCAGUGAAGGAUACUAAGAAGGAACCAAAGCCUGUGGAAUCAAUGGGGCUUUUGAAGUUUCUUUCUUACAACUUGUAUAUUCUUGGGGCCCUUCAAGCUGUGAAAUUGUCCUUGUACUCUCAGUUCCUACAUGGAUCAGGGUCAAGUAGAAGGUACUGGGGCUGGGUACAUUCCUGCCUAUAAAGGAUACAGAGAAGAAGGUUAACCCUAAGAUAUAGAUGUGUUCCAUCUGAAAAUUGUCUAUUUGAGGGAUAAUUCUAGGACUGGUUCUAUAUGGAGAUGGUGUCAAGGAGGUGUGGGAUGGAGAUGGGAGAUUUCAUGGAGCCUGGUCAGCAAGCUCUGUACCGGGUUGAACACCGAGGAGCUGUCAAAGUAUCUGGAGUUUCUUCAUUGUAAGGAGUAAGGGCUUCCAAGAUGGGGCGGGUAGUCAGUACAGCUUACCAGGAACGUGUGUGUGUGUGUGUGUGUGUGUGUGUGUGUGUGUGUGUGAGAGAGAGAGAGAGAGAGAGAGAGAGAGAGAGAGAGAGAGAUGGUUACACUGAGUUGUGUUUUCAGCAUCAUAUUGGUCAAGAUAGCCAAGCAAUUUGUAUGGUUUCUGUGGCUAGUGAUAAAUUGUUUUCUGGUCAGUGUGUGUAAUCUUUGUGUCUCCUUUUUGCCAAGCACAUUCUGACUUCCUUGUUCAAACGCAAAUCUAGUUUCUAAUGGAAACAUUUUUUGUUCCUUAUCUUUCUUCUGCAAGGGACAUGACUUAAUUGUUUUUGUACAAAAUGAGAUGCAGGAAAAGAAAAUUCACCCCUGCCCGAGUCCAACAAGUAGAUGCCAUUUAAUAUAGAAGUCUUCACUCGGUGCAAAAAGGUAAUACCAAGAGCUUGUGUUUGUUACCUUAGUCACCUGACUAGCACUGUGGCUACAGAAACUUCAGAAAUUUUCUCAGUCUGCAAAUUGGCAUUUCAGAUAUACCAAGAUAAAAAUUCACCUGUGUCUGCCAAAUGUGUAUGUGUUCAAUGUGGCUUUAGAUUCUGUCCCUGGGGCUUAAAACACUGCUGGCCCUGACAGUAUGGGGGAAGCCCCAAGAAUUUAUUGAGCAGCUGGCCUGGGUCACAGUGGCCUGACCUCAAACCAGCUUAAGGCUUUAAGUCCUCUCAGAACUUGGAUCUCCAGCAUCUCCCCUUCUAGGUGAGAGGGAAGUGGGGAAGAGUUAAGUAUAGGCUCAUCAGGACACUCGAUCACUCCUGAGUUUUUAAUGGUUCCCAGGAGGUGAUACCAUUCUGUGCUCAGCUGAAAUACUAACCCCAGGAAUCAGAACUCCUUUUCAAAUAGUUUUGGCCAUUCUGAGCCUGCUUUUGUGAUUGCUCAUCCAUCGUUGUCCACUAGAGGGGCUAAGCUUGACUGCCUUAGCCAGGCAAGCGCAGAAAUAUGUGUUGUUUAAUUCAGCAUUCUUAUGCAAAAAUCCACUAGUUGAGAUGGUUUGUUUUAGGAUAGGAAAUGAAAUUGCCUCUCAGUGACUGGAAUGGCCCGAGCCUGCUUCCUCUUUAGAUUUUUUUUUGAACUGAUGAAUGGUGCAGCAUGUCUACAUGGUUGUUUGUUGCUAAACUUAAUAUAAUGUGUGGUUUCAAUUCAGCUUGAAAAAUAAUCUCACUACAUGUAGCAGUACAUUAUAUGUACAUUAUAUGUAAUGUUAGUAUUUCUGCUUCAAAUCCUUGAUAUUGCAAUGGAAUUCCUACUUUAUUAAAUGUAUUUGAUAUGCUAGUUAUUGUGUGCGAUUUAGACUUUUUUUUGCUUUCUCCCUUUUCUGGUUGUGCGCUUACUUUUACAGCAAGCCUCUAGAAACAGAUAGUUUCUGAGAAUUACUGAGCUAUGUUUGUAACGCAGACGUACUUAGGGAGUAUGUAAAAUAAUCAUUUUAACAGAAGAAAUAGAUAUUUAAAAUUUAAUACUAACUACGGGAAAAGGGUCCAUUGUGUAAAACAUAGUUUAUCUUUGGAUUCAAUGUUUGUCUUUGGUUUUACAAAGUAGCUUGUAUUUUCAGUAUUUUCUACAUAAUAUGGUAAAAUGUAGAGCAAUUGCAAUGCAUCAAUAAAAUGGGUAAAUUUUCUGA
This is a messenger RNA of Oryctolagus cuniculus (rabbit), 8123 nucleotides long. The record is from RefSeq and is a predicted model, not a curated record. Lineage: Eukaryota; Metazoa; Chordata; Mammalia; Lagomorpha; Leporidae.